Rhizophagus irregularis DAOM 181602=DAOM 197198 is the source of this 309-nucleotide messenger RNA. The record is from RefSeq and is a predicted model, not a curated record. Lineage: Eukaryota; Fungi; Glomeromycota; Glomeromycetes; Glomerales; Glomeraceae.
AUGAGACCAGAGUUUGAAAUAAUUGGGGAAGAAAGUUCCGGACGAGCUGAUUAUGCAAUCAAGUCUGACUCAGAUAACCUGGGUUCAGCCUGUCAAGUUGUAUUUAAUAUAAAAAAAUUGAAAUUUUUAGUUAAAAAUAUAAUAAAACUGACUCAACGGGUCGGGUCGAGUUCAUGCGGGUUAUGGGAUAGGACAUAUUCAGAUGAAGAACCUGAUAGAAAGAGGAAAAAUAGCACAGAUAUUUCAGCUGAGAACACUGAAUUUAGAGCUAGAGUUGUGACAUUGGAACGGGAUAUAGAUGACUUAUAA